AUGCUGCCCAGCAUCAGGGGCGCGAGGGUGUCUGUGGAAGGAGGAUACGGUGGAGACGGUAUGGUUGUGGUGGGAGCGGCGGAAGAGGCGUUGGGGUCGGCGCAUGAAGUCGAGGAGGAUGGCGAUGCGGGUAAUGCUACGAGGUUGGCAGAUGGGGGGAAGGAGAAGGGGGAGGUCGGCGUGGAGGCAACGACGGAAACGGGCCAGGAGGAGGCGGCCCUCGAGGGAAGUGGGAAGGUGAAAGAGUUGGCCGACCAGGUCGCCGACUCCGACGAGACUGCGGUGGAACGGCUGCGGAACGCGACGGCGGCCAUGUCGAAGACCAUUACGGGCAACAUCACCGGCAGCUUCGACGAAGCGUGGAAGACGAUGAAGACCUUCGCGGAACAGGCGUCGGCGUGGUUGGAGGACUUCGACAAUCCGGAGGGUCGUGUGGCAUGUGCACGCGCGGUAGCGGUCGACGCCUUGGCAGACCACGUGAAUGGGGUGGUGGGCGAGGCGAAGCGGGGUUUGGAGCUGUACAUUACGACGCAACUAUCCGCCACGCAGGUCAACAUCGCCACCGCCGUGACUUCCAGGCUCGCCGUACAGCCGCCGCUACCGCCUCAGCCCACGCCGCCCGCCCUCCCGGAAGAGCUCUUAAAGCCGUUCAAGGCCGACAUCAUGAAGGCGGUGACGGAGGCCACCCACCAAUCCUUCGUUGCUUCUGGGUUGAAGAUGUUGACCGAGAUGAUCGGCACUGUGGCGCCUGGUCGACGUGGGUCGUCGCCUUCGGCCAAUGACGCCGAUCACGCGCAACGGAGGGUGGCCGAUAAGCAGGCCCAGAAUAGGACGGGCGGCGGAGACGAUGCGGGGAGCGUGGAGCGGAGCAACGGAGCGGACGGGAGCCGCGGUCUAGGCGCGUCGCCGUCGGUUAAUGACGCCGAUCACGCGCAAUGGAGGGAGGCCGACAAGCAGGGCCAGAAGAGGACGGGCGGCGGAGACGGUUUGGGGAGCGUGAAGCAGAGCAAGGGAGCGGACGGGAGCCGCGGUCCAGGCGGCUCGAAGCCUGCUGCACAGAGCGUGGUCAACCAGCUGAAGAUGAAGGCGGGGUGGCAGGUGUUAAGGUCGUCGCACAGCAAGGGAGAUGGAAGCGGGGGGGCAGAUGGUGGCCCAGCCGACGGGGUUGCCGCUAAAGUCGCGGCACCGGAAGGCCCGCCUUUGGUUGCCGAGCAGACCCAUCCUCAGGCGAGCGGUGGGAAAGACGUACGCGACAAGGGGAUACCAACAGCUCAGACGGCGAAAGAUGGUGGCGCCGGAACCGCCAAGGGACCGUCCGUCGCGGUGGCGAGGUCGACGUCGAUUCCCCCUCCAGCAGCCCCAUCUGCCGCCAAGGGCGACGCCAAGGCUCCAGCAGCUGCUAAGUUGCCCACCGGUGGUGACGCGCUUAGGGAGAUGCUCCGCCGCAUGGAGGCACAUCGCAGGGACGUGCAGCAUCCUCCCGUGGUCGACGCCGGCCCUGCCGAAACAGCACGUCGCUCCGUCACCCCGCAGGUUGCCGGCACAUCGUCCGGUGCCCCACCUGCCGCGCCUCAGGUCGCCGCCCGACCGCCUGCGGACUCGAAGUCUGCGUUUUUUCGCGCCCAGUUAGUCGCACGCAAAACGGCAGCUCCACCGGUGACUCAACCGGAACCUGGCAAAAGCGCGACGCCGACGUCAGUAAAAGCGGCUGUACAUACACCCGGUGCAGCUGUGGUCGAUGUAGUGGCGGAGAAGGGUGUGCGUGCAGCACUAGCCACCGAAGGCCGAGCCGACAGGCACGCCGACAUCGCUGCUAUCGAGGCCCAUUUCGAAGCUGCAAAACGCCCCGAGCACGCCCCUGCUCUGGCCAUCAUGGACACGGCGCAUGUGCAGCGCUCCGCGACUCAUGGAGGGGGUUCGGCGGAGCCGACGGCUGCUGUCGCCGAGAGAAUUGCGGGACGAAAGGGAAAGGAUGAAUCUGGAAAGGGGAAGGCGGUCUUCCAGAGAAGCACGCGGGCGAUGUCGGCGGGGAAGGAGAUAUCGGACGAGAAAGGGAAGAAGGUGGGAGGGAAUCAGGACAAGAAGGGCGGCAAGGGUAAGUCGGCAAAGCAGAAAGCGAAGGAGGAGGAGGAGGACGAGGCGGUCGGCGAGGGAAAGAAGGAGCAUGGACGCAGGGGUCAUGGCAUCCGCCACGACAAGUCGGGCGACGGGCUAGGUUGGGUGGGCGAGAUUAAGGUAAACGGCGAGAAUCGUUACAUCGGCAAGUCAAGGGACAAGAUGGAUCUGGCCUACAAGCAUUCGAUUGCGUUUGUUGCCUACGGCUGCUACGUGAGCAGGGUGCUCAUGGACGAGCUCACAGUCUUGAAGAAUGGAAGGGGGAUCGACGACAUACUCGGCAGGUACCGUGGGUACACGGGUUCGGGUGAUGCGCUUCACGACGUGCUCUUGCCGGCGAUCUGGUUCCCCAUCAUCGACGACACGGAGGAAGGCAAGGAGGAGACGGAAGCUUUCAUGUCGGCGAUGCUAAAUCGCGUGUCGAUGUGCGCGGCGUAUGGGAAGGUUGCGGCCGGCGCGGCGAUAGGGAAGGUCGCUGCGAGCGCGGAAGGGAAGGCGAAAGAGAAGACGGAGAUGGAAGGCGCGGAGGGGGAGGCGGUCGAGAAGACGGAGAUGGCGGCCAGACGUUAG
Molecule: messenger RNA, 2685 nt
Organism: Closterium sp. Yama58-4
Lineage: Eukaryota; Viridiplantae; Streptophyta; Zygnematophyceae; Desmidiales; Closteriaceae
Source: the annotation of a GenBank genome assembly